Molecule: messenger RNA, 3032 nt
Organism: Acanthopagrus latus (yellowfin seabream)
Lineage: Eukaryota; Metazoa; Chordata; Actinopteri; Spariformes; Sparidae
Product: recombining binding protein suppressor of hairless-like
Exons: 11
Coding region: 1-1491 (496 amino acids)
Biological process (GO): regulation of transcription by RNA polymerase II; Notch signaling pathway
Cellular component (GO): nucleus; MAML1-RBP-Jkappa- ICN1 complex
Molecular function (GO): DNA-binding transcription activator activity, RNA polymerase II-specific; RNA polymerase II cis-regulatory region sequence-specific DNA binding
Source: RefSeq, a predicted model, not a curated record
AUGGCGCCCGUUGUUACGGGGAAGUUUGGUGAGCGACCACAGCCUCAGCGCCUGACAAGGGAGGCUAUGAGGAAUUACUUGAAGGGAAAGGAUGAUCAAACAGUUCUCAUACUACAUGCAAAGGUUGCGCAGAAGUCAUAUGGAAAUGAAAAAAGGUUUUUCUGCCCUCCACCAUGCGUGUAUCUGAUGGGCAGUGGCUGGAAGAAGAAGUUGGAGAAUAUGGAGAAGGAGGGCUGCACAGAGCAGGAGGCCCAGCCAUGUGCAUUCAUCGGCAUAGGCAGCAGUGAGCAGGAGAUGCAGCAGCUCAAUCUGGAGGGGAAGCACUUCUGCACCGCUAAGACGCUGUAUAUCAGUGACUCAGAUAAAAGGAAGCACUUCAUGCUGUCUGUGAAGAUGUUGUACGGGAAUAGUGCCAACAUAGGAGUCUUCCUCAGCAAGAGGAUCAAGGUCAUCUCCAAGCCCUCCAAGAAGAAGCAGUCUUUGAAAAACGCAGAUUUGUGUAUAGCGUCAGGGACUAAGGUGGCGCUGUUUAACCGCCUGCGUUCCCAGACGGUUAGCACCAGGUAUCUUCAUGUAGAGGGGGGAAACUUUCUUGCCAGCUCACAACAGUGGGGAGCAUUCUACAUCCACCUUUUGGAUGAUGAGGAGUCUGAAGGGGAGGAGUUUGCUGUGAGAGAUGGCUAUAUUCACUACGGCCAGACGGUUAAAUUGGUCUGUUCUGUCACUGGCAUGGCCCUGCCUAGACUGGUCAUUCGCAAAGUGGACAAACAGACUGCCUCAUUGGAUGCAGAUGACCCAGUGUCCCAGCUUCACAAGUGCUGCUUCUACUUGAAAGAUACAGACAGAAUGUAUCUCUGUCUCUCACAGGAGAGGAUCAUCCAGUUCCAGGCCCCAGCGUGCUCCAAAGAGACUAACAAGGAGAUUAUUAACGACGGGGCUUCCUGGACUAUCAUCAGCACCGACAAGGCAGAAUACACCUUUUAUGAGGGAAUGGGCCCCGUCCCCACACCGGUUACACCUGUCCCCGUGGUGGAAAGCCUGCAGUUAAAUGGUGGAGGAGAUGUGGCAAUGUUGGAGCUGACGGGACAGAACUUCACCCCUAACCUCAGAGUGUGGUUUGGAGAUGUGGAGGCUGACACCAUGUACAGAUGUGGAGAGAGCGUCCUCUGCGUGGUGCCAGACAUUUCUGCCUUCAGGGAGGGCUGGCGCUGGGUUAGGCAGCCGGUUCAGGUCCCCGUCACACUGGUCCGCAACGAUGGAAUCAUCUACGCCACCGCCCUCACAUUCACUUACACCCCUGAACCAGGGCCCAGGCCCCACUGCAGCGCUGCUGGGGCAAUUCUGCGCUCACAUAGCACCUCUUCCUCAUCACCAGCAUCUUCAUCCUCACCAUCCUCCUCAUUGGGUGGCCUCACAGACGGCCAUGGGGCUUAUGGCAGCAGUGACUCAGGCAUGUCGUCAGGGGCAUCAAACAUGUCGGUGCUGUCGUAGUAAUACUUAUUCUGUGCGUGCGUGUGCGUGCGUCCAUGUGUGUGUGUACUUUGUGUGUCAUUUGUAUGUGUGUUAUGGAAGACUGAGUGAGACAGUGUGUGCAUGUACUUUCCAAAGAGGAUCAUGGACCUGUGAGUAAAUGCAAACACACCGCAGGCUCAGAAAGCCUUCGUCAAACAUCAACUGUGAUCAUCAGGAAAGCUGAAGAGAUUUGGGGAUAAGACUUUGGUUGAAGAGAAUGCCUCUCUUUAGCUCCCUCUUGUGGUGUGUUGUGGACAUGAUAAAAGCCCCACUAAAGAGGACCUUGAUAGCCACGGACAUUCACAUAAAGAAGAUGAAACUAAUGCUCACAACAGCCUUUGUACAAGAACAUUUUUGUUUUUAUAUGCCUGUGGGUUUGGAAGCUGUUUUCACCAUGUUCUUUCUCUCUACAGACAUUGUGUUUUCACUGAACUUGUUGAUUUAUACGUUGUGUGCAAGGGAAACCUGUGUUGUAAGAGUAACAUAGUUUUUACGGACCAAGGAAUAUUAUUAUAUUAUUUUAUUCAUAUAAUAUUUUAUAAGCUUUUGCCGAGGUACAUUUUUUUGUAUGAUUCUACAUAGUAAGCUCACUUUUGUUACCAAAUAGAAUUUGUCAUGUUGACACCUAUUUGAGUUUUGCCUCAUUUGGCUGUUCAAAGUGGACAUUUCUUGUAGUGCGUCUCUUAAUGGUCUGACUGCAGCUCCUCUGCUUGUCUCCUCUUUCUUUAAUAUUCACUGGUGUUUUUUGGGACUUGGUCACCAAAUUAAGGGCUCCAGACCAGCUUUCACACUGGUUGCACUGGUGCACCUAACUGUUUAAUUUAGGUAUACUAGCACAUCCUUUUGGUGCACCCAGUUAUACAUUUUAAUCUAAGUAGUGGACAAAGUAGUCAACAGUUCGGGUCAGAUGUGCAAAAUUGAAGCAUCAUGUUAUUGGCCUGUCAAAUCUGAAGAAAUGGUCAUUUUGAGCUGAUGCCAAUAUUUUAUUUUGAAAGCUUUUCACUGCCAUUGCUGAUGAAUGUGCCAACAUUAUUGUGCAUCAUAUUAUCAGUCAUUUGGAAAUUGGAAAUUUUAGCUCUCCUCCAUGAAAAAGAAACUUUCAAGCUAAGGUGUGUAGGAGAGUCGUCACUAGGCAAUUAAAACGUGCAAAUCUACCUGCAGUCACUGGGCUUGACUGCCUUAAAUCCUCUAGGUCACUGGAUUUAAUUGAUAAGUCCCAAAAUACUUUUUAUAUCAAAGAUGUCAAUUCGGAUGCGAGCAGUGUAUGUGUGUGAUGAUAUGUAAUACACUAUCAAUGUAUUCUGGGAGAUGAAGGCCUUUGUUUUCUAACCAGUGUUCUGUUUAUUGUAUCAAGGUGCACUUUUAAAUAUACUCGGUCCCUCUGUUGCCUUUGCUGUGCACACAGCAGCGAUGCUUAUUUCACUGAAGCCUUUGAACAAAGUCACUGUACGAAGUUGAUGUAAAUUAAGUCAAGUGAAACAUGCCUUCUGACAGCAAAUAGAGUUCAUUUUAAUACAACC